Bradysia coprophila is the source of this 1841-nucleotide messenger RNA. RefSeq names its product TGF-beta family member glass bottom boat (gene gbb). Gene Ontology annotation, cellular component: extracellular region. Gene Ontology annotation, molecular function: cytokine activity; growth factor activity. Lineage: Eukaryota; Metazoa; Arthropoda; Insecta; Diptera; Sciaridae. The record is from RefSeq and is a predicted model, not a curated record.
CAAGAUGUUUAGUUUUAAAUGGUCAGAGCUAGUGCAGAGUAAAAUAGACACUCAGUUUCGAAAAAAAAGUUUCUUAAAUGUUUAACUCCAUGAUAUAUAUCCCCGUAUGUUUAAUUUCAAUUUCGUUUUUCAUUCGUAACCAUCAACUAUUAUAAAUGUAACAUGAGAAAUUGUACGGAAAAUGGUUUUUUUAAAAAUAUAAAAUAAUUUUUUUAACAAAAAUUUUAGUUUUUAUAAAAAAAAAUGUUUUAAAUAGUGUUUGUUGUUCUAUGAUCUGUGAUUCGAUUCUUUAUUGGUUUUACAAUAAAAAAUUCAGAUUUUUUUUAAUGUGCCAGAAAAUUGCAAAAUUUAUCGCUAUAUGGACACUGCGAACGUUGUUUUAAAUAAAUAAAUAAAUAAAAAUUAAAGAGAAAAAACAAACCAACAACAAAGUUUACUAUACAUUAGGCCAUAUGUAACAAAAUAAUAAAAAAAAUCACUUUUAUUAUUUAAAGAAAAAUAUGCGAUCGAACAUAAGUGUAUUGUCACUUGCGGUAAUUAUCGUAUGUGGUAUUGUUUAUGCUGAAGCAUCUUUGUCUGGCUUUUAUGUAGACAAUGGCAUUGAUCAAACUGUGAUGCAUCGUAUGCUAAAUGGUGACGACACACAAGAAGUAGAACAUGAACUGCUCGAAUUACUCGGAUUACCCGACCGACCGCGGAAAAAGAAUUUGCAUCCGUCAAUGAGGAAAUCAGCACCAAAAUUUCUGUUGGAUGUGUACAAACGCUUAAACGACGAAUCGAAUGGAAUACUGAGUCGGCCUGUCCGUAGUAUAGAAUCGGAUGAAAAUCUCAUCACCAGCAUAGACAAGGAAGCAAUCGAAGAAAGUGACAUUAUCAUGACUUUCCUCAAUAAAAAAAAUCACGUGGCAGAAGUGCGACAUGAACGGGGACGUAAACUUUGGUUUGAUGUAUCGGAUGCAUCGAAGGACGCAACAUUGUUGAUGGGCGAACUCAGAAUUUAUCAAAAUCCGAAUCUAGGAAAGUGGAGGAAUGAGACGAAAGAAUUUGCGAUAACAGUGUACGCAAUCACCAAGAAUGAUGGUGAACGUGAACUACUGAUGCUAUCAACAGCCAACACAACCUCUGAUUAUCAUGGCUGGCUAGAGAUGAGCGUAACCGAAGCUGUUGAAAAAUGGUUGUCAGAUAGUAGCAGCAACAAAGGUCUAUACAUCAGUGCACAUGCCAUUAAUAAGCCAGAACAUGAAGUUCGUUUGGAUGAUAUUGGUUUGGUGAAUAUCAAAGGAAAUGACGAAUAUCAACCGUUUAUGGUUGGAUAUUUCAAAGGUCAAAAUAUUGUGAAGCCUACGAGGCUUCUUCGAUCGAAACGUAACGCAUCGAAGCGUCGAAAAAAGUCUGAAAUGCGAAAUCCGCUGAUUGAACAUAGACUAUUGGAGAACCAUAAGAGUUGUCAAAUACAAACGCUGUAUGUUAGCUUUAAGGAUUUAAAUUGGCAGGAUUGGAUUAUUGCACCGGACGGAUAUGGUGCUUUUUACUGCAGCGGUGAAUGUAAUUUUCCGUUAAACGCUCACAUGAACGCAACAAAUCACGCAAUCGUACAAACGCUGGCACAUUUAAUGCAACCAAUGAAGGUACCAAAACCAUGUUGCGCGCCAACAAAACUCAGUGCCAUAUCGGUAUUAUAUUUCUUGGAUGAAGCGAACGUUAAUUUAAAAAAGUACAAAAAUAUGGUCGUGAAAAGCUGUGGUUGCCAUUGAAAUUGGUAUUCUUUUUCCUACUCAUUUGUACAGUGCGAUAUGAAUUCAAUAAAAUCAUGAUCGGAGGUCAGUCUGAAAUUAUAAAAU